Alligator mississippiensis (American alligator) is the source of this 7659-nucleotide messenger RNA. It is a transcript of the gene ADRA2B, whose product is annotated as adrenoceptor alpha 2B. Gene Ontology annotation, molecular function: alpha2-adrenergic receptor activity. The record is from RefSeq and is a predicted model, not a curated record. NCBI's taxonomy places the organism in Eukaryota, Metazoa, Chordata, Crocodylia, Alligatoridae. Gene Ontology annotation, cellular component: membrane. The transcript has 2 exons. Bases 3653 to 4972 code for a protein of 439 amino acids. Gene Ontology annotation, biological process: adenylate cyclase-activating adrenergic receptor signaling pathway; regulation of vasoconstriction; regulation of smooth muscle contraction.
UCCUUUUUUCUGUCUUGCAGGUAACAGGAAGGAAUUGAUAGCCCAGAACCGAGGAGCGGGUGCCAGCAGCGAUGGCAUCUCUGCCUGUAGAUUCCAUCUCCCUUGGAUGUUGCAGCAGGGCUAGCAAAGGAGGUGGUGGGUGAGCAGGUAAAUCCACAGCUCAGUUUCCAAGAGACAAGACUCUGCUCUGGGCUUCCACCCCUGGUGUCCCUCUGGUUUGAGGUGAGUAUUCCCCAUCCCACCUCCCUUUCCUCCUUCUCUCCUGCCUCACCUAAGUCAUUGCAAUUCCUCCAGUCCCAGAGAGCACAGAGCCAGCCUCUGUGGGUCAGCAGAGGGCACUCUUGCUCCAGUCAUUCCCAGAGCUCUGCCUAGCAAAGCAUCCUCUGGUCCCUUUCUGAAUCCAGAGGUGCUGGGCUUUUCUCUGUGAGGACAGCAGCAGACUGUUCAGAGCAAGCUGGGAGGUUCCAGGGCUAUAUAAAGUGGAAGGAAAAUAUAGAAGCUCACCAGGCUACAGCCUGAUCUUGGGAAGCUGGCCAGACUACACAGCUGCCCAGUGCUGUGUGACAGCAGGGACACAGUUGUGGAGCAGUGGGAGAGAAGCACGACCUCCCCAUCGUUUACAUGGGAGGUCAGGCUGUGUGAUCCCUGAGCAUCCGUGUCAAGAAACAUGGGAACAAAGCAUGGAAAAGCCCUUUUGGCAAAAAAAAAGCAAAAAAAAGUGGCUCUGUUCUAUUUCUGCUGCAACAAUCCCUGAAUCCUCCCUACUGUGAAUGAAACUCAUCUUGGUCCAGGACUUUUGGAGUGUGCGUGAGAUGCCCAGGCUGUGCGCUGGUUCCACUGUUGAAUCUCAUCUUGCCUGAGAAAUAAAUGGGUGCCUAAUUGUCCGCACCUUUGCAGGAACAUAAUAGUCUCUCAUGCUAAUAGCUCAUGGUGAUGUUAUGUUAACAUGGGGGUCACUUUGAAAUAUACCCUUGGAUAAUGAUGAUAAACAAUGUUACUGCCCCCAGAGACAUCAGCCUGGGAUUUGGCCCAUGUAUUAUGUUUAUUAUGUGGGCAGUGUAACAUGGAAGUGUCCUUAACUCUGUAUCCUGCAGGACAGGGCAGAGGAUCCAGCAGGUAGGACACUGGUAUGGGCUGCGGGAGCCUCUGAUUCCGUCCCUGCUCUGUUACUAUUACUAACAUCCUGUGUGACAUGGGGCAAAUCACUUAGCUACUCUACAUCUCAGCUCCUUAUAUGUGCAGUGUGGGUAGUAGGACUUCCUGAUUUCUGUGGACCCUGCAAAUAUAUACACAUCAAAGUUUAUGAGGCUCUUGACUGUGCAGGUGGUGGGGUGUGUUUGAUCAGAACACUUCACCAGAUUAUGGACUUUCUUUCGUGUUAAAAAUAUAUCUUGUUGCUGGGUUUUUGCUCUCUGUCAGUAUUGCCAAAAGACAAACCUGUCGGGCACUCAGAUAAAUCAGUUCCCUUAAUUCUGUUCUAUUCCUGUCCUUGAGAGCUGCCUCUCACCAGAGCACAUCUCCAAAAGCCACCUCUGUUUCAGACCGGGCAGUAUCAGGAAGGGCCCAAAAGAAGCAUUAGGCGUUCAGCCAUUGGUUUUUAGGAGGAGCCAUUUUCAAGAUGCUGCCAGAAGAUCCUUUGGUUUUCUGUAAGAUGUUGGGGGAAACUGCAAGGUGGGAGGCAAAAGGGAGAUGGUUCUACAUAAGCCUUGGCACCAUCAAUAAUUUUGAGAAACCUCAAGACUGCUCUAUUUAUGCCUGCUAUAGCUUAGUGGAGGAGAGUGGGCCCCUCACCAGUCCCUAGGUUGUAGAGUUUGGGAAUCAGGUUACAUUUAAGAUGGCUGCAUUAGCUAUCUGGAGAAUGGCAGCUGGUUUCUUUGUGCCACUGGGCGACAAUGAGGGUUAGAACCUUGUCCUUAAUUGUAAGAGAGAGGUUUUCCUGUUCUUUGUUCUUGAGCUACAGUGUGGCAUGGUUUGAAUCUGCUAUACAACAGACUGGGAUGGCAACCUUAGCUACAGACAGGCAGCCUGUAUAAAAACAGCAGAAAAUAUUUAGAGAGCCAAAAUGGGGUUUUUUUUCCUUGCAAACCAAAGCAAGAUCCCUACCUGCUAACAGUAUACCAGAGCAUCCCAUGUAUCACACAUUGUGCCCAGUCCUUCUUCCAGACAGCUCGAUAACAAAGCAUUUUUCAUUGGCACCCUGUAGGACCAGGGGCAUCAUUUUCGCUGAAUCCAUGGAAGCUGGCUUGGCUCUAGCAGGGUCCCUAAUGGCAAUGGUUUAUAUCAUAGGAGGUCUUGACAGAGUGGUAGACCGUGCUCCAAGGAGUGUGUAAGCUUGCCAGACCCAGGUAGGAUAGGAAGAAAUUUGCCCAAGGUCACAACAGUAAUCAGUGGCAGAGCUGGGAGUAAAAGCCAGGCCUCCUGAGCCAUGCUCCUGUGCCCUGCCAGCCGUGCCACGCAGCAAAUUGCUAAUAACUUUGUUUAAUUACAACCUAUUUCCUCCCAGUCCUGCUGGCACAUUAAUUUUCAAGGAGAUUAAGUUUAAAGAGGCAGAAGCUGUCUGGCAGUGAGCGCAGGGAGGGGAAAGGCAGAAAGAACAGGAGAGGAAGCCUGGCUUCCAAUCAGGAGUUGCCGCUUUAAUGCCCUGUCGCUCUGUAGCAGUUUAAGGGAUUAGGCGCAAACUUUGCAAAAAGACACCCCCGCCGUCCCCCACACCCCAUCACCCCCUUCCCCUCUGGUGCAGGAGGCAGCUCUCAGGCUAUGCUGAUUCACUAAGCUAAAGUAAUAGCAGGGCUAGGAGAAGAGCUGCACAGUGAGCCCCCUGCCCAGCCACCCUCUGGGCUGUGGGAGAAGGGCUGUGCCUACCACCUCAGCAGGGCCAGGGGCUGGCACUGAAGUGGGAUGGGUGGAAGGCACUGAAAAGCUGCUGCGGUGUUUGUCGUCUCCCUCCCCCAUCCAUUGUCUCCUCCCUUCUCUCCCCUCUUCUGGUGCCUGCUGAGGGGAUGGGACAGAGCAUUGGGCUGCCUGACAUCACACAUCAAGGAUGGGGAAAAGCAAAUGCAACCCCCACCCUCCCUGCAGCUUAUUUAUAAAGCAGAAGAGGCUGAGUCUUCCCCACAGCAAGGCAAGGAGGGAGCAACGCAGCUUCGAGCUGGAGAAGACUCAACUUUCCCUGAGAGGAAGCAGAGGGGUGGGUGGGAGGGGGAAGAGAGAGACUUAGGAAACUUCUUGGGCUGUUGUGAGCCGUUGCCUCUGAACAGAAGCACCUGGGGAGCAUAGAGAGCGAAAGAGAGACAGAGAGAAAGCAACAGCCAAUGCUGCAGGCUGCAGCCGUGGAGGGAAGGAAGCUGUGCUGAGAACCAACUGAGAGCGGAGAGACAGCCCCUAUCUUGCUCCUGCAACACACAGCAUGGGGAGCAGGGCACGGGCAGAGCUGCAGACUCCCUGGAGCUCCCUGGUGGAUUCCUUUCUGACCUAUCACUCCUGCCCUGGAUUGGGCAUCCAUGGAGGCUUCUAAUCUCUUGGACCUGAGGCUACAACGAAGCCGUGAGAGCACGGACGCUUGGCUCCCGGUCUGCGCUUCUCUGAGAUUUACUCCCUUCUUCUGCAGAAGACCACCUCAUCUUCUUUCCCUUCCACCCGGCAGGAGAAAGCCAUGGACAGCCCUGAAGGGUACUCUGUCCAAGCCACUGCAGCCAUUGCAGCCAUCAUCACCUUCCUCAUCCUCUUUACCAUCUUUGGCAACAUCCUGGUGAUCAUUGCUGUGCUCACCAGCCGGUCCCUCCGAGCCCCACAGAAUCUCUUCCUGGUGUCCCUGGCAGCUGCAGACAUUCUGGUGGCUACCCUCAUCAUCCCUUUCUCCCUGGCCAAUGAGCUGAUGGGCUACUGGUACUUCAAGAAAACCUGGUGUGAGAUUUACCUGGCCUUGGAUGUCCUUUUCUGCACCUCCUCCAUCGUGCACCUCUGUGCCAUCAGUCUGGACCGCUACUGGUCUGUCAGCCAGGCCAUCGAGUACAACUCUAAGAGGACCCCCAAGAGGAUCAAGUGCAUCAUCCUCAUUGUGUGGAUGAUCGCGGCCUUCAUCUCCCUGCCGCCCCUGAUCUACAAGGGGAACAAGAAGGACAGUCCGCCUGGCAGACCGCAGUGCAAGCUCAAUGAGGAGGCAUGGUACAUCCUUUCCUCCAGCAUUGGCUCCUUUUUUGCUCCCUGCAUUAUCAUGAUCUUGGUGUAUCUGCGGAUCUACCUGAUUGCCAAGCGCAGGAACAAGAAGCCCACAAGCAAGAAGAAGGAGUCAUCUAAGAAAAUGACUGGCCCCACCUUGGAGACUUCAAUCCAGGAGAAACUCUCCAAGCAGCUGGACACAGAGGAGCUCAAUGGACAUCAGGUGGCCAUCAAGGAGGGUGAUCAGGUGGGGACCCCUCCUCCUCCUGCAGACAGGACAUCUCUUCUGAGAUUGCAAGAGGAGCAGCAGCAGUCACCACUGCCAGCCAUUAUCAGCCCAGGUCCUAGCCAGUCCCAACCGGAGAAGAAGGAGUCUUCUGGCUCCAGCCCGCUGGAGCAGUCCCCUCAUUGCAGCCACAAGCAGCGCAAUGGGCACCCGCAAAGCUCUCCAAAGGGCAUGGACACCCUGGCCACUGCCAAGGGGGAGGUGCUGCUGGUGAGGAGGGUGAAGACCCUGAGUGCCAACCCUGGGAAGAGGAAGACCCACCUCAACCGGGAGAAGAGGUUCACUUUUGUCCUGGCAGUGGUGAUUGGGGUUUUUGUCCUCUGCUGGUUCCCCUUCUUCUUCCUCUACAGCCUGGGGGCCAUCUGCCCAGAACUCUGCAAAGUCCCCAACAGCGUGUUCCAGUUCUUUUUCUGGAUUGGCUACUGCAACAGCUCCCUAAACCCUGUGAUCUAUACCAUCUUCAACCAGGACUUUCGCAAGGCUUUCAGGAAGAUCCUCUGCAGGCAGUGGACUCAGACUGCCUGGUGAGACAAAAGUGGGGAGGUGGGAGACUGUAGGUAGUGGGGAGAGGGGUGGCUAGAGAGAGGAAGGAGGAACUGCAUCCCUUCCACCGACUGUGUUAAAAAUCCUUCUAUUUAUUCAUUGGCUGAUGUGUUUGGGCAGGGGACUCAAGAGUGCAUUUUAAAGACUUGUUUUUUGGAUCAGCCUUUGUUUUUUUUGAGCUGUCUCUCUGUUGUUUCCUGCAAAGGGUUGAAAAACCAGAAGCUAGGGCUGUUUUGCCAACAUGUUUUAUACUGAGUAGGGGAACCCUGAACAUGUGAAUGAUGCACAGGGUGGGACAAAGUAGUCCCUGCUCACAAAGUCUGCAGGUGGGAGUGAAUGAACAGCCUUUUGGGUAACAAAACUUGGAGUCUCAGCCAGUGCUGGGAUGCAGAUCUUUCCCCUUUGUCUUGUGGAUGAGAAGUUGGAUGACAGUAUGUGUGUGGAUGUCAGGGGGGAAAAAGUCUGUCAAGCCUCCCUCCUCUUUCCUGCUCCCUCCUCCUUGCUUAGGCAGGCAAUGGCCAACUCAGUACCAGGAACAGCUGCCCUGUGCCCUUUUGUGCCAGCAGAACCCAUGAUCCCUGAUGCAUUUGCACAGCCCUCAAGUGCCAAUGAAGAGCCACUGCAGCGAGGGCUUGAAUCUGCAGGGCUCUGUUUCAGCAGGGUCAGGCAACCAAAUCACAGCUGGCCUGGCAGGGUGGGGAAGGGAGGAGUUCUGAACCUGUUCCAGGCUGGGACCCACACGCCCCCUGUCCCAUGUAUCUGAGACCCACCUCAAGUUUGAGAUCUGUCCCUUCUACCUUACCGAGAGUCAGCGAAAUCCCCCUCCCUGGUCUAGCUGAGAUAUCCAAGACUUCCCCUUUCAUCCAGCUGGGAUCCAGCUUGCAGGGGUCUGCCCCAACUAUUGCUUUCCUGCUUAACAGCUGAGUAAGCGUGAGCCUCUGUCACCAUACCUUGAUCCCCAGAUAAAGAACCAGUGCCAAAUCCCACUGGCAGGAGCCCUUGUGUGGACAACUCUCCCACAGCUGCCUCCCACAUGGCAGUCUGUUGAGUGUGGGCUUACAAAGGUCAGUGGCUAUAGGAGUGGUGUCUACAUUAGCGCCCCCACUAUUGCCCUCAAUAGACCCACUCUGGGGUUAGCAGUAAUGAAGUCUGGGGUGGGCUCAGUGGGGUGCACACAGUAGGGGCUGUCACACUGGAUGGGACCGAGAGGAGAGAAUUUUCCUCUCUUUGAUUCCUUUUUUUCUUAUAAAGGGAAGACUCUUCCUUCCUUCCUUCCUUCUCUAUCAUUUUCUUUAUUUUCUACACACGCUAUGCUCCUUCCCUCUUCUGCAUGUACCCCAGUCCUCCUCACCUCUCUGCAGAACCCAGCACAAAAUUUGUGCUCAGAUUUUUCUGUGAAACUGGAAGUCAGUAGGGUCAGUCCUGCUCCCUGCCCCCACCUCCCUUGUAUUUCAUGGCCUUAUGGGCGCUCCAGGACUUGGUCAUGAUUUUGCUCCACAGCCUCUGACACUUCACCUCUGGGGUCAGCAUCUCCUCUAGUGGUUUGUCUUGCCGCUGUUCAUAUGCUUCCCUCAGGCUGAACCAAAUGCUCCCUCCAAAUUAGGUUCUGUUCACGAGGCGGAAAGCAGGCAUUAAAUCAAAACACCUUUAGUAUGAAUGCAGGUGGCGGAAAAAAAGCAGAUAGUUAAUCAGGGAAGUGUGAGUUGCUUUGAUAUUGUGUUUCUGUGUUUGAAUCACUGUAAAAAAUGACAUUAUAGUUUAAUUUUGCACAUCAGCAUUGGAGCUGGGAGGAGGAGGGAGACUGCUGUUUUUACACUUCUUGGUUAUUGUGGGGUCUUUUGUGUAAUCAUCCCCCGUAGAGCUAUGUUUAAUAAGAGGAGAUCAAUACCCGUGGCGUGGGUGUGAGCUGUGUCUCACCCAAACAUACCUGCUCUGAUGGGAUCCAGAACCUAGAAGAGUUGCCCUUGGCAUGCAACAUUGGGGGUUUUUUGUUGUUUUUUUAUUUUAUUUAAGUAAUCCUAUCUCACUGUAAGCCCUUUACAAUGCCAUGUGCCAUGAUCCUCACUUUGCAGGUGGUCAAACUGAUUCUCAGAAUAGAGCAGGGAUAUACUAGGGGUCAGGAAGCAGGGAAAAGAAACUAGGCAUCCUGAUUCUCCAUCCUGGUCCUGUGGACUACACCAGCUUCAGCUGGCUAUUGAAAUCGCAAUUAGAUGGUGAAUUUUUAAGCACUUUGAUACCGUCCGUGGCCUCCGCAUUGAAAUUCAGUCAAUCCUUUUGGCACGCAACAGAGAAAUGAAGUGUCCUGUGAAUAGGUUUUGCCCCCAUGCUGGUGGGAAAAUAGACCUGGGGGAGCGGAGGAAAACUGAUUGCUUGCUGACCCUAAAAACGUCAAAGGGGACUGUGGGGUGGGCUGGCUGUCCCUAAACCUGUUGUAUAAGCGGGCGUAUGCAUCCAACUGGCCUGGUGUCUCUGAUCAUCCAUUCCCAUGGAGCAAGGGAAUGGCAUACAAUGGGGCCAGGGGUUGGGUGCCUCUUUGGACCAUGCGUGAGUCUUGCUGCCUCAUGGCCCCAUUUCCUAACGGAAGGAACUGUGUUUUUCCCCAUGUCCGGUGUAUGGAGUGAUGUUUAUGAAGAGUCUGAGCUAUUUUGACAAUAAAAGAUAUUUUGUAAUAA